Magnusiomyces paraingens is the source of this 1587-nucleotide messenger RNA. RefSeq lists its product as uncharacterized. The transcript is spliced from 3 exons. Gene Ontology annotation, cellular component: chaperonin-containing T-complex. The record is from RefSeq and is a predicted model, not a curated record. Gene Ontology annotation, biological process: protein folding. Gene Ontology annotation, molecular function: ATP hydrolysis activity; ATP binding; ATP-dependent protein folding chaperone. The coding region runs from base 1 to 1587 and encodes 528 amino acids. Lineage: Eukaryota; Fungi; Ascomycota; Dipodascomycetes; Dipodascales; Dipodascaceae.
AUGCAAGCACCUGUUGUUGUUAUGAAUGCCGGUGGCGAACGACAGACUGGACGAAAGGCCCAGGUGUCAAAUAUUACUGCAGCAAAAGCUGUUGCUGAUAUUAUUCGGACAUGUCUUGGCCCUAAAGCUAUGCUCAAAAUGCUGCUUGAUCCUAUGGGCGGAAUUGUUCUUACCAACGAUGGCCAUGCAAUUCUUCGUGAAAUUGAGGUUGCUCAUCCAGCUGCCAAAAGCAUGAUUGAGUUAAGCAGAACCCAGGACGAAGAAGUUGGUGAUGGAACGACAACUGUUAUUAUUCUUGCUGGUGAGAUUUUGGCUCAAACGUUUCCAUAUGUCGAGAGAAACAUUCAUCCUGUUAUUAUUAUUUCAGCUCUUAAGGAAGCUUUGAAAGAUGCACUUGAGAUUAUUCAUGAUAUUUCCAAACCUAUUGAUACCAAUGAUGAAUCUCAGAUGAUCAGCCUUAUUCGAUCAUCUAUUGGAACAAAAUUUGUUUCUAGAUGGAGUAACCUUAUGUGCAAGUUAGCUUUGGACGCUGUCAAAACUGUUGCUAUCGAAAACAAUGAUCGCAAAGAGAUUGAUAUUAAAAGAUAUGCCCGUAUUGAAAAGAUCCCCGGUGGUGAAAUCGAGGAAUCUAAGGUUUUGGAUGGUGUUAUGCUAAACAAAGAUAUUACACAUCCUAAAAUGAGACGACGAAUAGAAAACCCAAGAAUUAUUUUGUUGGAUUGCCCGCUAGAGUACAAGAAGGGUGAAUCACAAACCAACAUUGAGAUUACAAAAGAAGAGGAUUGGACACGAAUUUUAGAAAUUGAGGAGGAGCAAAUAAAAACUAUGUGUGAAACCAUCCUUUCAUUUAAUCCUGAUAUUGUUAUUACUGAAAAAGGUGUUUCUGAUUUGGCUCAACACUACCUACUCAAAGGAAACGUAUCAGCCCUUCGACGCGUUAGAAAAAUGGAUAACAAUAGAAUUGCUAGAGCUACAGGUGCUACUAUUGUUAACCGUGUGGAAGAUCUUCGUGAAUCUGAUAUCGGUACAAGAUGCGGAUUAUUUAAUAUUGAACUUAUUGGUGAUGAAUACUACACAUUUCUUACGAAGUGCCAAGAUCCUCAUGCCUGCACCGUUCUUCUGCGUGGCCCUUCCAAAGAUAUCCUUAAUGAGAUUGAGCGCAACCUUCAAGACGCUAUGUCGGUGGCCCGUAAUGUUUUUUUUGCUCCUCGUUUAUCUCCAGGUGGUGGUGCUACCGAGAUGGCUAUUAGUGUUCGCUUGGCUGAAAAGGCCAAAACCAUUGAGGGAGUUGCCCAGUGGCCUUAUAGAGCUGUUUCAGAUGCUAUGGAAGUUAUCCCACGAACACUUGUCCAAAAUUGCGGUGCAAACCCUGUACGCAUUUUAAGUUCUCUGAGAGCGAAGCAUGCUCAAGGUGGUUAUACUUUUGGUGUCGAUGGUGAAAAUGGAAAAGUAGUUGAUAUGAAUGAUUACGGAAUUUGGGAGCCAGAGGCAAUUAAAUUGCAGUCGAUAAAAACAGCAAUUGAAAGUGCCAGCUUGUUGUUGCGUGUUGACGAUAUUGUUAGUGGUGUCCGCAAAAGCGAAUCUUGA